Spirodela intermedia is the source of this 4560-nucleotide messenger RNA. Lineage: Eukaryota; Viridiplantae; Streptophyta; Magnoliopsida; Alismatales; Araceae. The record is from the annotation of a GenBank genome assembly.
AUGAGAGCUAUAUGCUUGAGUCAGGGCCUCCUGUGGACUGGUCCCUCGGAUGAUCGCCGGCCAGGGAAGGUGCGACCCCUCCCGCAGUUCGUCUUGUUCGAUCAUCCCCCUUCCCCUUCAGCAUUCUCUCUUCCGUUGCUUACCUGGUUUAUUACUUCCGUUUUCCAGCUGUGGAGUUCGUUUCAGUGCUCGCGGCGGCAUCAGCGACACCUGAAGUUUUUCUCAGCUGUUUCUCUUGACGCGGGCACGAUUUCUGCCAGCCACAUUCCUGCAGCUCCCAUUCUUCUCCCGGAGGGGCCCUGGAAGCAGGUUCGAUCCCUCCCAAUAAAAACGGCAAAGCAAAUAGAUUAGUUAGCAGCUUAAGAAAGUUGGGCUUUUGUGGCUUAUACUAGACACUGCGUCAAACUUGUUGCUCAUCUCUUCUCCAAUUCCUCUCGCGUAGCUUCCGGGAGGCGUGACAGCUGCGAAAGGAUUUAAAGCGGCAGGCAUCUACGGUGGUCUCCGCGCAAAAGGGGAAAAGCCUGACCUUGCUCUCGUCACAUGUGAUGUUGAUGCCGCCGCCGCCGGUCAGAUUCUUGUGUUUUCGUACAUACACAUCUUGAAAUUUCACGGUAGAAUUGAGAAGAAGAAAAAGAAUAUUACAGAACAUGUAUCUCUAUUCAUAUUUUUCUAUUGUUUUCGAUCUACUUUUCAUCAUAAGCUUUAGAUUAUAUUAAAUGAAAACCCUAUUGAAAAUCAUACUAGAAUCUGAUUAUUUAUUUACUUAUCACUAAUAGUCAUACCCAUCCUAAUCCUAUAACAGAAGUCCCUUCUUGCUGCAUGCAAUCGCAUAGCCUUAUUCAUCAAUAUGUGUUUUUUUAAUGGAUUCUGAAUGAAUAUAUUGACCUUAAUCCCUCGAUCAUGUCCUUGCAUUUUUCUUUGUGUUCUUCAAUGCGAGCAUGGUUAGCUACACGUGAUGAAAGUAUUCGAUGAUGAUGUUGCAUGCUUUCAGGAGCAUUCACUACAAAUAUUGUUGCUGCUGCACCUGUAAUCUAUUGCAAGCGCAUUCUAGACACUUCAGAGACAGUAUGUAGAUUUUAUUUAUUAUGCACCAAUUGUGUCUGCGGUUUGUCAUAUGCGUUUCAAAUGAUGUAUAAUUGAAUCACUCUUUAUCAUUCUCUUAUUUUUUUUCGAAUUAAAGGCUUGAAUAUAGGAUCAAGCAUUCUUUGUCAUUUUUUUUCUCGCCAUAAAUGGAUUUGUGGGCUUCAACACUCUCAGGGACGUGCAGUGCUAAUCAAUGCUGGGCAAGCAAAUGCUGCUACUGUAAGUUUUUUAUAUAUAUAUAUAUAUAUAUUGUGCAUCUGUCCUUAACUUAUUUAGCAUGAUCUGUUAUUAUUCUUGGUCGCACACUGAAAAUGUAUUGAUUUCUAUGCCACGUUUAAUUUAUUUUUUGAAGAAAAAAUACAGCCUUUUGUGAACCCUCUUUUCUAUCUUUUUUCACACACAAGUAAAGAUACAGAUAUAUCUGCACCCGAACAAACCUGAGAAAAGCAUGGUUAAGGUAAAUGAGAUAUUCUACGUCAUUAUUGAAGAGAAGAUAGGGGCUGCAUAUAUGUUGAUGAUAUUUAUUUAUUAUUUAUUUAUUGUGUGUGUGUAUGUGUGUGUGUGUGGGUGGGUGGGUGGGUGGGUGUCGGUAGGUAUGGGUGUGUAUUUGGGAGGGGGGGUGCGGCUGGUAGUGAUUAUUCUCGUCUGUUCUAUGAUAAUCUAUUUAUAGUUUUCUCAAUAUUUAUUUUGAUUAGGUGACUAAUUACUGGUGCAUAAGGCAUGAAGCUACGAUAUCUACACCAUUUCUUUCCUUUAGUGGUCGCUCAUGGCCUGUUGAGCUCGUUAUAGGUCUUCAUAUUCGGUCUAACUUUAGUAACCUUACACCAAAAAAGUUCAUAUGCACUAACUUCUUGCUUUAUUUUUAAGAAUUUAUACACUGUAAAAAUAGGAAAUAAUUUCUAAAGUUUCUGUUCAAUGCAGGGCGACGCUGGUUACCAAGAUGUCAUAGAAUGCUCAAAUACUGUAGCUGAGGUCUCUUUGACUUUAGAAAUUUUGACAUCCUAUUUUCCUGUAUAUAACAAAAAAAUUCAUCAUACGCUAUGGUUGUGAUUAUUCCUUUCCUGCUUGUGCAGCUCCUCCAAAUCGGGCAAGAAUCUGUGCUGGUGGAAUCCACUGGUGUUAUUGGUCAAAGAAUAAAGAAGGUAACGGUUGUACAAAGAAAUACUGAAAUGUUCCUUCGUCUUAUCUAUGUAUCUCUCCCUUCCAGUCUGUCCUCCCCGUGGAAACUGGACGAUGAUACUUGUUCGAUGGAGUUUAGGGCUUCUGCUGCAGCCUUUCGUCUUUCUACCAUCUCAGUUGGGUCUAGUUCUUCUUGUUGACCUCACAUAAUGCAAGUUCUCUUUUGCCAUUUGUUUUUGCAGGAGGCCCUUCUUUCUUCACUUCCAACGCUGAUUGCCUCAUUAACAUCAUCUACAGAAGGGUAUCUAUGUGACUGCUGUUAAUCGAGCUAGUUCUGCUAAAAUUUAUGGAUUGGUUUACUUUUGGGUAUUUUAAUGUCCAGCAUUUUCCAUGUCUGGAAAAAAAAAAUUCAAUCUUUGUCUGGUUGUAUGCGCCUGCAGAGCAGAUUCUGCUGCUGUAGCGAUCACAACGACUGAUCUUGUCAGCAAGAGUGUAGCUGUUGAGACAAAGGUUUACAAUUAUCCACUUAUCACUAUUACUAAGAACGUGCUGAAUUAAUAAUUAUUCUGUUCUUCUCAUAGCCUUGUUUUCGGUCACUCCUAGCAGUUCAUUUCAUCUAUGAUCAUUGGUUCUGUGGACUGAGCAGGUCGGCAGUUCACUCAUCAGAGUUGGGGGGAUGGCGAAAGGUUCUGGGAUGAUUCACCCAAAUAUGGCGACUAUGCUUGGUGUAUGCCAUUGUUUCAUCUCUCCCCACCCCUCCUUCAGUAAUGGUGUUCCAGUUUUCUCACAUCGCUGAAGAUACUGUAGGUGAUAACAACUGAUGCUUCGGUUGCAACAAGUGUCUGGAGAGAAAUGGUGCGGAAAUCUGUGGACAGAAGCUUUAACCAAAUAACGGUAACAUUCUUUUCAGCAAAUCUACUCUCUGUUGUUUUUCUAUUGUCCUGUUGCAGAAAUGAUCAAGGGACUUUCGUGUGAAUUUUACUAAAUACUCCUUAAGAAACUUAUUUUUUGUGCACAAUCCAAUCUGAAUGCGGCAGGAGAAGCAUAGUCCAUAUAGCAGCUCAAUCUUUGCAAGAAAUGGGCUUUCUUGAUUUUUGUACAAAUCUUUCAGGUAGAUGGAGACACGAGUACCAAUGACACUGUUAUUGCACUCGCCAGUGGGUUAUCUGGGUCGACCAAGAUUUCCUCCCUCGAGGGUUCUGAUGCUGCGCAGCUUCAAGCAUGCCUUGAUGCUGUAUGCUCAGUUCUUAACGGCACACUUCAGUUUUUCUUAUCUUUUUAUUUUUUGCGUGAAAAGGGUUCCAUUCAUAGCAUUUAUUGCUUUCCAGGUAAUGCAGGGCCUUGCAAAAUCUAUAGCAUGGGAUGGUGAAGGCGCAACAUGCUUGAUUGAGGUAUUAUCAUCCUUGACCAUGGUACAUAAACAUAUAUAUAUAUAUAUAUAUUAUGUAUGUAUAAAUAUAAAUAUACAUGGGAUUAUGAUUUCUUUCAGAAAAAAAAAACAAUUUCAUAAUUAUUUGCCGAAGUUGUUCUUCAUUCUCAGGUCAGUGUUUCUGGAGCGAAAGAUGAGACAGAAGCAGCAAAGAUUGCGCGUUCAGUUGCAGCCUCAUCGCUCGUCAAGGUAUCAAUCCAGAGGGCAUCAUGGACCCUAGCCUGCAUAAAAUGGGAAGUUUAUUAGUCUGAGAAAAUGGAAAUUUCAAUGAUCUUGUAGAAUCCUAAGCUUUCCAUAUCCUCCCUUAGGCUGCUGUUUAUGGAAGGGAUCCGAAUUGGGGGCGCAUUGCCUCUGCUGUCGGCUAUGCUGGCAUUCAGUUUGACCUGAAAGACCUUUGCAUCUCUCUUGGGAAUAUCGAGCUCAUGAACAGUGGUCAACCUCUUCCAUUCGACAGGUAACAUCUGAAAAGCUCCAGCAUCAGGCAGAAGCCCACUGUAAGGCUUUGCUCUGAUUGGUAUAGAAAGAAAUUCACAUAUUAUAUAUAAAUAUUUAUUUUUGAAAUAUUUUAGAAUAACUUUUAUUGAUGUCAUAUUUUUCCCCCAUGGCAGAGACAGUGCAAGCUCUUACCUCAGGCAUGCAGGAGAGAUCCAUGGGACUGUUGAAAUCCGUGUUUCUGUGGGUAAGCCCGGCUGUACUCUACUCUAUGAGGAUUGAAGGGAUUGAAGGGGGUGGGGCCCGUUUUCAGCUUCUCCGGGCUUUUAUUUAUUUAUUUAUUUGUUCCACUUAAGCCCGAAAAAAAACCUUCCCACAAUGGAGAAUGAUCACCUUCCUGGUCUGGUUCCACAGGGCAUGGAGAAGGAAGCGGCAGGGCCUGGGGCUGCGAUCUGAGCUACGACUAUGUCAAGAUUAACGCCGAGUACACCACGUGA